This is a messenger RNA of Castor canadensis (American beaver), 3134 nucleotides long. It is a transcript of the gene Adck2, whose product is annotated as aarF domain containing kinase 2. The record is from RefSeq and is a predicted model, not a curated record. NCBI's taxonomy places the organism in Eukaryota, Metazoa, Chordata, Mammalia, Rodentia, Castoridae. Gene Ontology annotation, cellular component: mitochondrion.
UGUCCCCUGCACCUGCCCGCGUUCUCCUACCACGGUCUCCGCCUCAGGUCCCCGGCCCGGCUCUCGGCGCCCCGGUGAUCGCCCCAGACCUCGGUGCCUCCCGGUGCCCCCCUGUCGCCCGCCGGUCCCCGGAGCCCCGCCCCUCGGCCCCGCGGCCCCCGGCGGGCGCCCUGCGUUCCCGCCAUCGCGCGCAGGUCGGCGCCCGCGCGCGGUGACCCUGUGUGUCCCCGCGCCGGCCCGGGCCUGCCCUCACAUCCUGCCGCUUCACAGUCGGUUCGGUUCGGUUCCGACGGCCCGGCUUUGACGCCACGGGGGUCGGGAGUCCUCCGCCCGGGUGCGGAGCGGGGCGCAGCUGGCCUCAGGCUACACGCGGGAGGCGCGGCCGCGUCGCCUGGGCCGUGGACUCUCCUCCGCCUGGCCCAAAGCCUGUCCCCAGAUGGCUGCCCCUUAAGUCGAGGACAGGCCGCCUAGGCCUCCGGAGAGGAUGGUUACUCCCUGGCGCUUCUCUGUCAGGGUUUGCUUGUCACAGCUCAGGUGUUUUGAGCUCAGACGGGAACUUGGCCUUCUCAGACCCUCUGGGUGCCCUCGCAAUGCCAGACUCUGUUGGCUGCUGCUGGGUAGUUUGCCCAAGCUCAUCUCAGCCUCUGGAGACGUUGGUGAGGGGGUCCCCGACAGCUUGUGCCAGCGUAGGGCCCCCUGGAGUGACCUGGCUGAGAAUGGGAGGGUGGAGAGGCUCUCCCAAACAGGACCGCUGGGCAGCGUCUUCCUGCAUCUCCGGAUCUGGCUCCGAGCUGGUGCUCUCUUGGCAAAAUUCUUCCCCCUCCUUCUCCUCUACCCUCUCACCUACCUGGCUCCGGGCCUCGCCACCCUUUGGCUCCACCUGCUUCUGAAAGCCACCGAAACCUCCGGCCCAACGUACAUUAAAUUGGGCCAGUGGGCCAGCACCAGGCGCGACCUCUUUUCGGAAGCCUUCUGUGCUCAGUUUUCCAAGCUGCAUGUCCAGGUUGCCCCCCACCCUUGGACUCACACAGAACACUUGCAGCAGGCAUUUGGAGAAGACUGGGGGAGCACCCUCUUUUUUGAGACCCAGGAACCUGUGGGUUCAGGCUGUGUGGCCCAAGUGUACAAGGCAUUCGCCAGCACGGCCUCUCUGGGGAAAGACAGCAUCUGGAGACUUGGGGAGGCCUCCCGCCUGCAGCUGUUCUCGGAAGCUGGGGCAUUCGGGGGGCUGAGAGAUCUGGUCUUUGAACCAGGACACCUUAGGAAGGAUUGGAUGCCUCCAGAAAAUCUUGCUGACCAGUCAUUUCUAGAACGGCUGCUCCUCACUGAAGCUGACCUGGUUGGAUCAAAUGCAGGUGUGUCUCAGGCCCCUGGCCAUCCACCUGAGCCAGAUCACCUCAUCCCAGUGGCGGUGAAAGUGCUGCACCCUGGCCUGCUCUCUCAGGUGCAUAUGGACUUGCUGUUGAUGAAGAUUGGCAGCCGAGCCCUCGGGCUUUUGCCGGGAAUCAAAUGGCUUAGCUUGCCUGAGAUUGUGGAGGAAUUUGAGAAGCUUAUGGUCCAGCAGAUUGACCUGCGUUAUGAAGCUCAGAAUCUAGAACACUUCCAGUGCAACUUCCAGAAUGUGACAUCUGUGAAAUUCCCCACCCCUCUGCACCCCUUUGUUGCCAGGGAUGUCUUGGUGGAAACAUAUGAAGAGAGUGUGCCUGUGUCUAGCUUCCAGCAGGCAGGAAUUCCCACUGAUCUGAAGAGGAAGAUCGCACAGCUGGGGAUCCACAUGCUCCUGAAGAUGAUAUUUGUGGAUAACUUUGUUCAUGGGGACCUUCACCCUGGGAACAUCCUGGUCCAGGGUGCCAAGGGACUUCCCUCAAGCCAGGAGACGCACUUGCAGCAGGUAGAUGUCUGUGACACGCUGGUAGUGGCCAUGGCACCUGCUCUGCGCCCACUGCGCCUGGUGCUAUUGGAUGCUGGCAUUGUGGCCGAGCUGCAGGACACUGACCUGAGGAAUUUCCGGGCAGUUUUCCUGGCCGUGGCGAUGGGGCAGGGUCACCAAGUGGCUGAGCUCAUCCUGCAUCAUGCACGAACCAACGAAUGCAGGGACGUGGAAGCGUUCAAGGAUGAGAUGGCCACGCUAGUGACUCAGGCCAGGAAGAACACCAUCACCCUGGAAAAGAUUCACGUUUCCAGCCUUCUCUCCAGUGUCUUUAAGUUACUGAUGACUCACAAGGUAAAGCUUGAGAGCAACUUUGCCUCGAUUGUGUUUGCCAUCAUGGUGUUGGAGGGGCUUGGUCGCUCACUGGACCCCAAGCUGGACAUCCUGGAGGUAGCAAAGCCCUUCCUUCUCAAAGGACCAUCAUCGUACUUCUGACCACGGCAGUGGGCAUGCAGUGAAGGCUGCUUGCAAGGACCUGUCUUGUGGCAGCUGAACACCUGGAAACAAGACGUGUGGAGACCACACUGCUUUCCAUGUGACUUGGUAUUAGGGUUUGUGUGAAAAGCUUUGGGUUAUGUGGUAGUAAAGGGCAGGAAAGGGACGAUAUCCAUGCAGUUGGGGACUCUGGGCCUGGUGCUGGGGACACCUUCAGGGAAAGUGUCCUCCCAAAGAGGAUACAAAUAUACUUCAUUGUUUUGUUACUGUUUCUCCCUGUUUUUGGUGUGGUACUGGAGUUUGAAUUCGCCUCCUGCUUGCUAGGGCAGGCGUUCUACCACUUGAGCCAUGCCCCAGCCCAUUUUUCUCUCUUUUUUAAAUCCCCUACACUCCCUGUUCAUGUGUAUCCUGCCAGUGGUCAUUUAGGUUAGAAAAUGUUAUAAAAUCUUGAAGACUCAGUUUUCAGUUUCUUUAUUAUAUAUGCUUACUGGCAAAAAGUUGUGCACAAAUACACAAUUCAUUUAUAAAUUCUAUACAGGUGCUAUACUGCUAGCAAAUCUUUUUUUUGGUGGGACUGGGGUUUGAACUCAAGGCUUCAUGCUUGCCAGUUCAUUUUUUUGCUCUGUUUUGGAGAUGCAGUUUUGAGAACUCCAGGAUUGGCUUUGAACCACGAUCCUCCUGAUCUCAGCCUCCAAUGUAGCUAGGAUUACAGGUGUGAACCACCAGUACCCAGCUCCAUUAGCAAAUCUUUCAAGGCAUAAUAUACAAU